Messenger RNA from Necator americanus (New World hookworm), 1107 nucleotides. RefSeq lists its product as uncharacterized. The record is from RefSeq and is a predicted model, not a curated record. The transcript has 10 exons. The coding region runs from base 1 to 1107 and encodes 368 amino acids. NCBI's taxonomy places the organism in Eukaryota, Metazoa, Nematoda, Chromadorea, Rhabditida, Ancylostomatidae.
AUGGCAGAUCCGCUAGCGUGCCUUCGUAAUAGCACCAUUGGCAUAGCAAUAUGGAACACUAUCUAUGCUAUUAUCCAAAUGGGAGUAAUGGGCUGGCAGGUGAAGGAGGUACGAGAUCGACAGUGGGAGUACGAAGGUCGCCAACUGCCCGCAACCGGAGGAAUUGAUGCUUUCCAAGCACGUUUCCCUGGUCUUUAUGCGAUCUACACGGAAACACCUGAGCGACGAAGAAUAAAUGCCAUGUUCGUCAUUGUCAUAAUAAACGUUCUUCUGGCAUUUGUACACUUCUUCAUGUCGUUUGCCUUACUCUAUGGAGCAGUGAAGUACAAUAAAAACUUCGUAUGGCCAUGGAUCUUCUCAGCAGGAGCGAUCAUUAUUAUGGCUACCGCCUAUGCAGUAUUGUGGUGGAGUGGGGAUGUCUUCAACGAGCAACUCACCAUGUCUGUUGCAGAAUUCGUGAUGUCACUUGCAGUUAACGGCAUAUGCCUCAUAAUCGUGAUCUUCUUUUAUUGGAGACUGGCAGGAAAGCUAACAUCUGAUAAACCAGCUCGUCCACGAAGUCGCCCACACAGUCGAGCGGUGGGAAAUUUCAACCAACCGUACACGCCACAACGGAGCGGAGAACAACCUUCUGGCACGAAACCGAAGAGUGGUCGUCACUCUCGAGGACCACACAAGUGCAAAUCAGCGCCCUCCAAUCUACCACCUUGGCGAAAGGAAUGGCCAGCCAUCCCGGAUCCUCCGCUUCAACGAAAGCUACGGAGAAGGGAUAGGAGGAGUCGAAGCGACCCGAGAAUUACUUCAAUCCGCAGGCCUGGCGACGAAUGCAGCCUCGACUUUUUCGCUCCCGAGCCGUAUGAUCCCGAAUUUCCAUGGAAAACUACAAAAAUGGAAAAAGAACAGAGACAAAGAGAAGCAAGACCGCACACAGCAGCUAAAGCAAUUGAAAGAUUGUACUAUAACAAAUAUCCAGACGAUCUACCUGGUAUACCGCGGGGAAUGCGAAAUUCCUUGAGGAAGGAUCGCAAGCAAAGCCCGGACAGAGUGACCUUCAGCAGAGCAGAACCUCAAAUCAACUACCGGACACCGCAAGAUUCGGUUGUAUAA